GAGGCUCAGUGCGGGUGAGCCUCGGUCGGGGCUUCUUUCUCGCCGGGGCGGUUGCGUGGAACCGGCAGAGGCAGCCGCGGCCGCCAUGGCGGUGGACGGCCCGCGCCCCCGCCGAUCGCCGGGAGGUGGCGCGCUCUGCUCAGAGGCCAACGCCAACCUUCUCCCUGUUUCUCCCCCUUCUCCUUCUUCCCCCUCUCUCGGAGGCUCGCAUUGAAUCGGCCCUAACGAUUCUCAGAUCGUCAUUAUUUGUAACCAUAGAGCAUGAAUUACCUCUUGAGGUCAUCAGCGAGAAUUUACGACUGGUCAACAAAAGCACGUGAUUCCCUAACGCCCCCCCAUCCCCCCUGCCAACCCCCCCCAUAUUUGGCCGCAUACAUAGCAAAACGAAGUACAGUGCAUCGCUAUAAUUCAUUAAUACAUCAUAAAUCGUGAAGCACAGGGUUAUAACGACCACGAUCCACAAAUCAAGCCCUCCAAAAUCACCCAAAUGAGCUCGUACUUUGUAAACUCCUUCUCGGGGCGUUAUCCAAAUGGCCCGGACUAUCAGUUGCUAAAUUAUGGCAGUGGCAGCUCUCUGAGCGGCUCUUACAGGGAUCCCGCUGCCAUGCACACCGGCUCUUACGGCUACAAUUACAAUGGGAUGGACCUCAGCGUCAACCGCUCCUCGGCCUCCUCCAGCCACUUUGGGGCGGUGGGCGAGAGCUCGCGCGCCUUCCCCGCGCCCGCCCAGGAGCCCCGCUUCAGGCAAGCGGCGUCGAGCUGCUCCCUGUCCUCGCCCGAGUCCCUGCCCUGCACCAACGGCGACAGCCACGGCGCCAAGCCCUCUGCUUCGUCCCCCUCGGACCAGGCGACCCCGGCCAGCUCCAGCGCUAAUUUCACCGAAAUAGACGAGGCCAGCGCGUCCUCGGAACCUGAGGAAGCGGCGAGCCAGCUAAGCAGCCCCAGCCUCGCUCGGGCGCAGCCAGAGCCCAUGGCCACCUCCACGGCCGCGCCCGAGGGGCAGACUCCGCAGAUAUUCCCCUGGAUGAGGAAGCUUCACAUCAGCCAUGAUAUGACCGGGCCGGACGGCAAAAGGGCUCGGACCGCCUACACCCGCUACCAGACCCUGGAGCUGGAGAAGGAGUUUCACUUCAACCGCUACCUGACCCGGCGGCGGCGCAUCGAGAUCGCCCACGCGCUCUGCCUGUCCGAGCGCCAGAUCAAGAUCUGGUUCCAGAACCGGCGCAUGAAGUGGAAGAAAGACAACAAACUGAAAAGCAUGAGCCUGGCUACAGCCGGCAGCGCCUUCCAGCCCUGAGCCCGCCCUGGAGGAGACCCUGGCGGCCCUAGAGCCAGCGCCACCCCCAGCCCUGGCCCCUCCAGUCCUCCCUGAGCUGCCGCCGCCCGCUAGGGACCGGUUCCUACGAGCCUGCCUCGCCCCGGCCCUGUGUUACGGUUUUCGUUUGGUCUUAGGUCUUCCUGUGGCUCCCUCUCUCCUGGACUGGUUAUCUUGUUAUUAUUGUUAAUAAUAAUAAUUAUUAUUAUUUUCCCUCCAUGCUCCCCACUCUCCUCCGCUCGCCCCCAAAUCUGCCAGUGUUUCUGAAUGUUCGUGUCCGUGGUUGCACUCCUUCCCCCAGGAAAAAAAAGAAAUUCGCAUGUGUAAUGUGAACUGUCCCCUCCCCAUCUGUGUUCUAACUUAUUUAUAAAAGGAUGACCACUGUAUUUUGCGUUCCAGCCUGAAACUUCUCUCAGGGGCAGCAGUUGAGGUGAGGCAGUGCCGCAGCACGGGGCCCAGCUGCGCUGGCCUCCGCCGCCGUGCAGUCCAUGACUGUGUCUCUGUUCACCCUCCUCCCCCGCCCUCGCCACUCCCCAGGCCCAAGUCUCCCAGUGGCUUGGUCCUGGAGUGGGAAAGGGUCAGGGAGGGACCACAGGGAUGAUGUUGAGAAGAGGGAAGGAAAGUAGUGAGAUUUAAGUUCCUGCUGCCUGGGUAGGCCCCACAAGGCCUGGUCUGGGAGUGUACAGAAACAAAAAUAAUCCUCAGUGUACAAUGUCUUGUGUAUUUCUCUGUGAAUCCGUGGGUCUGGCUACGGGGCCCAAAGCUUGUAAAUAUGGGGAUAGUCUGGGUCGGACCCAUCUCUCCCUCCCUACCCAUUUCGCUUCCAAGACCAUUUGUAGUGAGCGAGUGGAUACUGUGCUAUGUGUGAAAUCUGUCUUUGCCCAGCCUGUCUCAGUGAUUCCCUUUUGGUAUUUGUUUGUAGCUUUCCUUGAAGUCAAAUAAAUGUUUCCCCCACUCCA
Galeopterus variegatus (Sunda flying lemur) is the source of this 2274-nucleotide messenger RNA. RefSeq names its product homeobox B5 (gene HOXB5). Gene Ontology annotation, molecular function: DNA-binding transcription factor activity, RNA polymerase II-specific; RNA polymerase II cis-regulatory region sequence-specific DNA binding. The record is from RefSeq and is a predicted model, not a curated record. Gene Ontology annotation, cellular component: nucleus. Bases 488 to 1297 code for a protein of 269 amino acids. The transcript has 2 exons. Gene Ontology annotation, biological process: regulation of transcription by RNA polymerase II; anterior/posterior pattern specification. Lineage: Eukaryota; Metazoa; Chordata; Mammalia; Dermoptera; Cynocephalidae.